This is a messenger RNA of Bombina bombina (fire-bellied toad), 3149 nucleotides long. It is a transcript of the gene ASIC4, whose product is annotated as acid sensing ion channel subunit family member 4. The coding region runs from base 175 to 1785 and encodes 536 amino acids. The record is from RefSeq and is a predicted model, not a curated record. The transcript is spliced from 10 exons. Lineage: Eukaryota; Metazoa; Chordata; Amphibia; Anura; Bombinatoridae. Gene Ontology annotation, biological process: sodium ion transmembrane transport. Gene Ontology annotation, cellular component: membrane. Gene Ontology annotation, molecular function: ligand-gated sodium channel activity.
AAAUAAGACUGGAAGUAAGGUUGUGAGAGCUUCCUUUUUCAUUUGUUUCUUAUUAUCUGAGAAAAGGUGUCUGGGACCAGAGAGUUCUGUGUGACAAAAGAGGGGAGCCAGGCUAAGGGGUUAUUCCAGGAUCUUAAAAGCCCCUAGACCCUGUCUCCCCAAAACUGCUUGCAAAUGCCCAUCGAGAUAGUCUGCAAAAUCAAGUUCGCAGAUGAGGAUGGGAACCAGAAGGAGAAGGAGGAAGGGGAGAGGGAAAGCUUGAUUGGGGAUGAGAUUCAGGUGGCUGGCCAGGACUUGGCAGGCUUUGCCAGAACUAGUACCCUACAUGGGCUGAGGCAUAUCUUCCAGACGGGCAGAGUGGGCAUCAAACAGAGCCUCUGGGCACUGGCAUUCUUGGCAUCACUGUUUUUUUUUCUCUACCAGGCAGCUAAGUGUGCCUUGUUUUACCUGGAUCAUCCCCAUGUCACAGCUGUGGAUGAGGAGGUGAUGGGAGAGAUGAUCUUCCCAGCGGUCACCCUAUGUAAUAUCAACCGUUUUCGGCACUCGGCUCUCUCUGAUGCUGACAUUUAUCACCUUGCCAACCUUACUGGGCUUCCUCCGAAGGACCCAGAUGGGCACAGAGCUUCGGAUUUAAUAUAUCCUGACCCUAACAUGUUGGACAUUGUUAAUCGGACUGGGCAUCAGCUGGCAGAGAUGCUGAAGAGCUGCAACUUCAGUGGGGACAGCUGUACGGCACAAAACUUCUCUGUGGUGUUCACCAGGUAUGGAAAGUGCUACACAUUCAAUGCUGACAAGAACAACCCAAAAGUAACCAGACAAGGAGGCAUGGGCAAUGGGCUGGAGAUAAUGUUGGACAUUCAGCAAGAAGAUUACCUUCCUAUCUGGAGGGAAACAAAUGAGACAUCAUUUGAAGCUGGAAUCAGAGUGCAGAUUCACAGUCAGGAUGAGCCCCCUUACAUUCAUCAGCUUGGGUUUGGCGUGUCCCCAGGUUUUCAGACCUUUGUCUCUUGCCAGGAGCAGAGGCUCACAUAUUUGCCCAAGCCUUGGGGUAACUGCAGAGCCAGCAUACCAGGGGAGCAGGUCCUGACUGGCUAUAGCACAUACAGUAUUUCCGCCUGCCGCCUGCAAUGUGAGAAGGAAGCAGUGGUCAAACACUGUGCCUGUCGUAUGGCCCACAUGCCAGGCAAUGAAACAGUCUGUUCCCCCAAUUUGUACAUUGACUGUGCUGACCACACUUUAGACACUCUGAUAGGAGAAACUAGUGAAACAUGCACCUGUCCCACCCCCUGCAACCUGACUCGCUAUGGCAAGGAAAUCUCUAUGGUUCGAAUCCCACACAAGGGAUCCGCAAGUUACCUUGCUCGGAAAUACAAGAAGAAUGAGACCUACAUUAGGGACAACUUUCUGGUCUUGGAUAUCUUCUUUGAAGCUCUUAACUAUGAGACAAUAGAACAAAAGAAAGCAUACGACCUGGCAAGCUUGCUUGGAGACAUUGGUGGACAGAUGGGCCUGUUUAUUGGUGCUAGUUUUCUUACUGUUCUGGAAAUCUUGGAUUAUUUGUAUGAGGUGAUACGAGAUAAAUUCAAUCGCGUUUUAAAACGAAAACCUUCUCCUGCGAAGAAACCCACUGAAAACAUUUCAACACUUGUAAUAGAUGACAUGAAGGAACAGAGCUCCUGUGAGGCACGAGGAAGACAUCCAGAAGGAGCAUAUGCAACCACCAUGCUGCCAAACCAUCAUCGGCACUACACACAUCAUGGUGUGUUUGAGGACUUUGCCUGCUAGAGGUAUGGAAGAGUGGGUCAGUUUCUGAUGAAUACCAACUCUGUUUCUUGGUGGUGGUAAAGACAUUACUUUUGACAUUACCCUGCCACAAAUGAACCCCCAGUGGAACAAAGCAUAGAGCAGCCUUCAGCUACCAAAAUCUGAAUAGACUGGAUUUUUGUAGACAUAAAUAUAAAGCCAGAAGACCUCAGGCUACCUCUGGAGAGGUGUGUUUAUAAUAUCUCCAGGAUACAAAAUGUCUUAACCACAACUUUUCUCUUACACAAAUGGAAAUCUUCUGUACAGAGAGAGGUGUGAUUAUUAUUAUCCCUUCACUACUUGAGAGAUUAUAAAGUGCCUCUGCUGAAGAGGAAGGCUAAAGAUGAACGAGUGGGAAGAAUGAGAAACACAGCUACAUAAGAAUAUGUUGUACAGAGAACAAGUAAUUAGCAGAGGAUAGGGCUGAGAUAUGUUGAGAUGAGCAGAGUGUAUCUUUCUCCUCUUGUGAGUAUUGGUAUAACAGGUUAUGUUUGUAACCACAUUACGAGAUAAACUUGAUAGAGCAGCACAGUUACCUAAGCAUCUCAACUCCUUUUUUGCAUUUCUAUAGAGUUUUAUAUAAUGCUGCCAUUAUAUGCAGCACAGAGGCACAAUAACUCCAAAGAACAUACAAAUAUGUCAUCAACCACUUUAAGCACAGCAGACUAUAAUAAUUCAUUGAAAUACACAUACACAAAAUAAAUCAAUAGGGCAGAAAUGUUAGUCAAUUCAUAAAGACAUGACAUUUAUUAUGCAAAUGAAUGGUCAGCUACAAGGUACUCAGGAUCUGCUGGACUAUCAAGUAUAACAGCAGAGAUACCAGAACAGUCUUGCAGUUCCCUAGUGCCUUUGAAGCUUUAGAUAUCAGGGAUCAAAGAAAAAGAACUUACAUAUAAGGGGCAGAUUUAUUUCAUUUUACUGGUUCUGCUCUUAACCCCACACAAAAAUAUACCCAAAGAUUGGUAAGCUUAACAACGUGCCCUGGAGUUUGUUUCUAUUACCCAGUUGUAAGGACAUGAAACACAAGAUACUGGUAGAAAAAUGAAGGGAGAUGCAAAAGCUAAUCUAUAUAAAAGGAGCAUCAAUAUGGAGAUUGGAUACAUAACUGCCAUGUGCAACACCAGUGUGUUUAUUGCCUUUUAGGCCCAUCAUUUCAGCAAAGAGUGGAGUUCAGCAUCUGCAUUCUUAUUAAAAGGGCUGAAAUAGAAAGGGAAACAAGAAAUAACGCAUUAACAAGUUGCAACAUAAACCAGCUUAAUAUAUUUAGGCAGUGGGGUACCUGCCUAGCAUAGUUUUGCAGAAUAUUAUGUAAAUUAAUGGAAUAAAGUAAAAAGCAAAGAAGACAA